AUGGAAAGAGAGGAGUUGCUUCAACAACAUAAGAAGGAAAACAAGGACUUGAUCGCCACUAUAACUGGUUUGAAGAAACAAGCCACGAAAAAAACGAGAAAGAAUGUCUUGUCGAAAUGUCAGGAACUUGAAGACAAUCUUAAACGAAAACAUGCUGAGGAAUUAGCAGCAUUGGACAACGGAGGCGAAGAUAUCAAUAAGCAAGUUGAACAAGAAAUAACACCUGAACAAUUACUUGAACAAUUGACUUUGGAAAAAGAGGCAUCACAGCUGUCGCUGUCUCAGUUGCAGUCGCAGUUGCCGUCGCAGCUGCAGUCGCAGCCGCAGUCCCUGCUGUCCCUAAUACUGUCAGUCUCGAGUAAUGAUCAGCAAGACUCUAACAAACAAUCCCAGCUAACAGGUCAACAAAACUCUUCUGCUACUCCUUCUGGAUCACAACCAAGAAGGCGAAACAGACAAAAGGAACGAUUGGAAAAACGCAAAGCUGAAAUCGAGCGUAUGAAAACCGAAGCUCAACAGGAGGCAAGCAAUAUGACUGAUUACAGACAAAUUGAGAUUGAUUCGAUGAACCAGCUACUCGACCUUCAUGGCCUUGAACUAUAUGAGAUAAAACCUGAUGGGCAUUGUCUCUUUGCAGCAAUCCAAGAUCAAUUAUACCAACGACACGACCACUUUCAAAAAACAAUUCAAGAGUUGCGUGACUUGGCUGCUGAUUAUAUACUAGCUCAUAGAGACGAUUUCAUACCAUAUUUGUUUGAUGAAAAGACCUGUGAGAUUAGAGAUGUGGAUGAAUAUUGCCACGAGUUGAGGACAACCGCUAUGUGGGGAUCUGAUUUGGAGAUUUUGGCAUUGGCGAAAAUAUUCAACUGCUGUAUAAGCAUACACAUGGCUGGUGCAUCAACAAUCAAGAUCAACGAGAACAAGGAACUGAAUCUGGAUCUGGAUCAAGAACAUGAACAUGACCAAGCACCAGAACUCAUGUUGGGAUACUAUAAGCACUCUUAUGGAUUAGGAGAGCACUAUAAUUCAUUGCGAGAUAAAAAGUAG
Messenger RNA from Lodderomyces elongisporus, 1047 nucleotides. RefSeq lists its product as uncharacterized. Gene Ontology annotation, biological process: protein deubiquitination. Gene Ontology annotation, molecular function: cysteine-type deubiquitinase activity. The transcript has a single exon. The coding region runs from base 1 to 1047 and encodes 348 amino acids. Lineage: Eukaryota; Fungi; Ascomycota; Pichiomycetes; Serinales; Debaryomycetaceae. The record is from RefSeq and is a predicted model, not a curated record.